This is a messenger RNA of Aaosphaeria arxii CBS 175.79, 970 nucleotides long. RefSeq lists its product as uncharacterized. Lineage: Eukaryota; Fungi; Ascomycota; Dothideomycetes; Pleosporales. Gene Ontology annotation, biological process: proteasome assembly. The record is from RefSeq and is a predicted model, not a curated record. Bases 147 to 647 code for a protein of 166 amino acids. The transcript has 2 exons.
CGCCAACAACAGUAACAAUUAUAUUGCAAGCUCUACUCUCCAAUCCUACCAAACCCACCAACCCAAUUCCACACUCCUCAUCUUCCACCGUCCCAAUCCCUCAACAACUGGACGACACACCACACACCCCUCCCUCCCACAGCAACAUGUCAACAACAGCACCACCACCUCUACCAACAGAACCCUACACCACAACACGCACCCCCUACCCAGCGAAAACCCGCACCCAAACCGCCUCCAUAUCCUCCGUCCCCACCACCGCGACCGCAACCUACUUCUCAGACAAGAUCCUCAUAACCAUCUCCCAAGACGGCCGUCUCGCUCACUGGUUACACGUCCCCCUUGACAUCUCCCCCACAGACUCCUCGCUCACAUCGCCGUAUACCUCCCACGACAACGAAACGUCCUCGGAUUUGCUGCCGAUGCACCACUUAACAGCGACGACGGUGUUAGGCGGCACGAUGGCUGGCCUCGAUGUGCUGGGGCAGACGCUGGCGACGCAGGUGGCGAGCGCGAUUCUGGUUAGGGAUCCGGGGGAGAGGAGGAUGGUGGUGUUGGGGUUGGGGCUCGGGAGGGGGUUUGUGGAGGGCGAGGGGGCGAGGGAGGCUUUUGGGGAGGUUGUUGGGUUGGCUUUGGGGGUGCUUUGAGUGAGCGUAAUAUGAGUAGGAGGGCCAUGGGAUGGUGAAGCUGAAGAUCAUAGGGAGGGAUAUGCAUGGUUUAUGGCUGUUUCUGUGUUUGAAGAGAAGGCCGGCUUAUGCGGUCGUCAUGAGUUGGUAUGAUAUCUAUGUAUGUAUACGCUUUUCCUUUUGUCCUUCCCUUUUUUCGUCUUCAUAUUCUCAUCAUUCCCGAGGUAUCAUGAUAAAAAGUUCGUCUAUAAAUCCCAUCCAAUUCCAUUCCAGGAUCCCUCACUGACCUUAAUGAUAUCCCAGAUCUCCCCUCCCUCCCAAAAAGAACAAGUGAAAACGCCGAU